Racocetra persica is the source of this 513-nucleotide messenger RNA. Lineage: Eukaryota; Fungi; Glomeromycota; Glomeromycetes; Diversisporales; Gigasporaceae. The record is from the annotation of a GenBank genome assembly.
AUGGCUUCCGAAAAUUCAAGCUUAACAUCUAAAUUUUUUAGGAAUUUUCUUGAUACAACUGCAAAAUUUAAUAGUCGAGGUGAUAAAGCAUUGGAAGAAAUUAAGAGAUAUGAAGAUUUUACGACAAUUGAUUGGGUUCAAGAUGCUAUAUACGAACGAUCGAGAAUGAAUGCAUUACGAAGUGCUGCAAUAGAAAAUAGAUUUUCAUGGAACACGUGGUUUCGUCUUUCUUACGAGUCAAGUCAAGCAUGGAUCGUCGUGUCGAUAGUUGGUGCAAUUAUUGGUCUCAAUGCUGCAUUGACUGAUACUAUCACAGAAUGGCUUUCAGAUAUAAAAUUUGGCUAUUGCAAGAAUUCUUGGUGGUUAAAUCAAAAGUUUUGUUGUUGGGAAGUUGAGAAGCCAGCUCCAUAUGGGGCCGGUUCUGGUAUUUCUGAAAUAAAAUGUAUUUUAGCUGGGUUUAUCAUGAAAGGAUUUUUGGGUGGUCGUACCUUACUGCUUAAAAGUGUGAGCGUG